Messenger RNA from Cooperia oncophora, 459 nucleotides. NCBI's taxonomy places the organism in Eukaryota, Metazoa, Nematoda, Chromadorea, Rhabditida, Trichostrongylidae. The record is from the annotation of a GenBank genome assembly.
AUGGUUUCCGAUACCCUAAGGGUACUGGAUCGUAUUUGUGAUGUUUGUUCAAAGCCAGUCACUGAUAAGGAUGUAUGCAGAACGUUAAUAGUGAAAGCCUUAAAAACUACUGGAGAAGUGAAUAUGAUUAUUGAACGGCCAGUUGAACCGGAGGCUAUUAAUGCGAUGGAGAACGCUCUGAAUGCAUCUAGACUACAAGAGCCAUCAGUGGCAAUGGCACCUGAUGUGAAAGAUAUCCUAAAACGGUACACGGAUAAACUGGCACAGGGACAUGGACAGAUGCCUGCUCGAAAAGCCUUAUCUGAUUCCAAAAAAGAGCACAGACAGGACGCUCAACGUGUAAAUAUUGACGCUGGUGGCGGUAAAUCACAUAUUUCCUUGAUUAUCGGAAGCGAUAUGACGAAAAGUCAACAGGAUCAGUUACUCGUAAGUGUAAUGAAGUAUGUAAGGCAGUGGUAG